GGAGUCACAGUGGACGAUCAGCUGACAUGGAAAUUACACGUUACUGCCACAGUGAGAUCGGCAACCUACAGACUCUACAUGCUGCGCAGACUGAAGUCACUGGGCACACCAGCUGAUGAGUUAAAGGGGAUAUACAUCACCUUCAUCCUGCCUAAACUUAUGUAUGCCUCACCUGUGUGGUCUUCCUCCCUCACCUACACUCAACAGCAACAACUGGAAGAUGUCCAAAAAAGGGCCUACAGAAUCAUACUUGGCCCUGCCUACACUGACUAUGAUCACUCCCUCUCUACCCUCGAUCUCCCCACACUGGUAACCAGACACCAAGCGGCCCUCGUCAAGAUGGGUAGAGGCCUGCUGUGCCACUCACGGCUACGGCAUCUCCUCCCUCGUGACGCGCCCCAGCCAAUCCAUGCCACAUGACACACAAACGUGG
Portunus trituberculatus (swimming crab) is the source of this 433-nucleotide messenger RNA. RefSeq lists its product as uncharacterized. Bases 79 to 420 code for a protein of 113 amino acids. The record is from RefSeq and is a predicted model, not a curated record. The transcript has a single exon. NCBI's taxonomy places the organism in Eukaryota, Metazoa, Arthropoda, Malacostraca, Decapoda, Portunidae.